UGUGUCUCCUCCCUCCUCUGCCCAGGGCCUGACGCAGGGCUGGUGCUGCCUUUUCAUCCUGUCUAAACCUGAGGAGGGCGGGCUAGACCUGCGUUCACUCACUCAUGCAUUCAUUUAUUCAUAACCUUUAUCAGGUGCAGCAAUUCUGGAGUGUGGGGCCCAGGCUAGCAGCAGCAGAAUCACCCGGGCUCUGGUCAGAAAUGCAGAGUCUCAGGCCCACCCCAGGCCUGCAAGUUCAGGAGUGUGGGAGUGGAUGUGUGUACCCACCCCGCACCGGUUCUCACAAGGUGAUUCUGAGGCUUGCUCAGAUUUGGAAACCGCUGAUCCAGGGUGGUCUUUGUGUUAGGGAUGGGACUAUUGAUCCCUUCCCUCAGGGGAUCCCCAAAAAACCUCGCCCUGAGGGUUCCAGUUCUCUUCUCUGAACUACCAGUGCUCACUUGGGAGUCCAUCUAAGACUUCAGCUAACAAUUUUCCUUGACCAUUAUCCCAAAGCUGAGUCUCAGCAGGACUGAAGCUUUUUCAGAGAAGAGGAGGAGGAGGAGGAGCUGGAGGAGCAGAAGGGGGUUCUCAAUUCUCACUGCUUCAAAAGGUGCUUGAGGAAGGCUUCCCGGAAUGUUGAGGGGCCCAAGAGCGCCGCCUCCUGGUGACAGCAUACAGAGCGGACUCUACCCUGGAGGGACCUCUUAACCAAGCUGGGUUUCUUUUUUUUUUGAGACAGCUCUUGUCACCCAGGCUGGAGUGCAAUGGUGCAUCUUGGCUCACUGCAACCUCUGCCUCCUGGGUUGAAGUGAUUCUCCUGCCUCAGCCUCCCCAGUAGCUGGGAUUACAGGCACCCACAACCCUGCCCAGCUAAUCAUUUUUUUUUUGAGAUGGAGUCUCGGUCUGUCACCCAGGCUGGAGCUCGGCUCACUGCAGCCUCCGCCUCCUAGGUUCAAGCAAUUCUCCUGCCUCAGUCUCCCGAGAAGCUGGGAUUACAGGCAGGUGCCGCCACUCCCAGCUAAUUUUUGUAUUUUUAGUAGAGAUGGGGUUUCACCAUGUUGGUCAGGCUGGUCUUGAACUCCUGACCUCUGGUGAUCCACUUGCCUCGGCCUCCCAAAGUGCUGGGAUUACAGGUGUGAGCCACUGCGCCUGUCCGCAAGCCGGCUUUCUGUGUCUCGGUGGUACCACCUGCCUUGCAAGAAGCCUCCCAGUCAGUACCCGGAUGAUUUGUGUGUUACUGUUGGCACCUGGACGGGCUAAAUUCACAGGAGGAUCUGGGUGGACAUGUUUGCGUGGAUGAUGCCUCCGUGUGACUCGUCCCCAGUUAGCUCCGAGUGGCUCCAGGAUGCAGUGCAUGGUUUGCGUCACCUGUGGUUUUCUUCCGAGGCUGUUUCAGCAAGGCUGAUGGUAAAAUGAGUUUUGCAUAGUCAAUUGCAAGGUCAGUGUUGAGCAGUUCUGAACUUGGUCAUCCGAUUGCCAGGAAGGGUGCAGGGUGCCCGGGAAACACCGUGCAUUCGGCAGGGAAGACUGGGGGGAAUCUUUGGAUGCUGCUCAUGGGAGGCCAGUGCUGCCCUCCAGAAGCUUCCUGGGCUGGACACAUGGUAGUUGGGUGGAGGAGGUGGGCCGGAGCCUGAUGACCCCAGCAGGUCUGCUGUUGACCAAUCUCUUGUUUAUAAUUUGUCACGUCCCCCAGCUGCCUUCAUUAUUUAACAUUUCUCUUGAAAUCAACUCAUUCUUUGUUACUUAAUAUGACUUUUUUUUUUGAGACAGUGUCUUGCUCUGUUGCCCAGGCUGGAGUACAGUGGUACAAGCUCAGCUGACUGUAACCUCCCAGGCUCAAGGGAUUCUCCCACUUCAGCCUCCUGAGUAGCUGGGACUACAGGCAUGUGCCACACACUUGGCUAAUUUUACAACUUUUUGUAAAGAUGAGGUCUCACUAUAUUGCCCAGGCCAGUCUCGAACUCCUGAGCUUGUGAUCCUCCUGCCUCUGCCUCUCACAGUGCUGGGAUUAUAGGCAUGUGCUGGCUAAUUUAAUUUUUUUAAAGACAUUUUUGGCUGCAUGCAGUAGCUCGCUGCCUGUAAUCCCAGCACUUUGGGAGGCUGAAGUGGGUGGAUUAGUUGAGGUCAGGAGUUGGAGGCCAGUGUGAAACCCCAUCUCUACUAAAAAUACAAAUAUUAGUCCGGGUGUGGUGGCAGGUGCCCUGUAAUCCUAGCUACUUGAGAGGCUGAGGCAGGAGGAUCACCUGAACCCAGAAAGCAGUGAUUGCAGUGAGCUGAGAUCAUGCCACUGCACUCCAGCCUGAGUGACAGGGACUCUGUCUCAAAAAAAAAAAAAAAAAAAAAAAAAAGACUUUUUAAAGGACUGUCAAGAGAUCCCUUAAUUUAAUUUUAAAAGGGAGAAAGAAAAAAUAGAUGUCAACAGAAAAUUAGUGGCACUACCCAAAAAUUGAAGGUGAUUAUAAAAACAAAGACAGGCGAAUAAAGCUGUGGCAACAGCUCAUCCUCCACUGUGCCUGCUGUCAGGGCCCCGAGCCUGCUGACUUUCUUCACGCCACAGAAGAAAGCCAGCAGGCUCAGGGCUCUGGUGGGGUUCAUGGACCAGAAAGAUUUUGCCAGAGAAGCAAGAAGGCUUGGAGGUGGGUCUAAAAGAGCAGAUGACUUUCUCACAAUGUGAUACAAGGUAAUUGCCAUCCUGUCUCUUCCUAACACGCAGGCCUUCCACGCACCAGGCCCUGUUCUUAGCUGUUUUUGAUAUUAGCUCACGUUAUCACUGAGGCCAUCCUAAGAGACAGGUCCUGUCCUCGUCCUGGAUUUAGAGGUGAGAACCGGCCCAGAGAGGUCAGCAACUCGCUCAGGGCCACAGAGCAGGUGGGAGAAGGGGAGCUGGAUUUGAAUCAGGACUGUGCUGCUCAGGGCGGCAGCCACAACGUUUUACACCCAGGCAUGCAUGGAUACGACAACCACCCCCUACUCUUGCCGCCAGGCCUCAGCCCCGGUGCUCCUGACACAGGGAGCUUGAUAUUCGAGGGUUCAGCCAGCGACCAGGACUCUUUCAGUGGUGCCUGUGUGACACCAGAUGUCUGGAGUAAUGGAAUACUUAAUCUGAGAUAGGCCUGGUUAUUUUCCUGUCUCUUUCUCCUGUUUCUUUUCUUCUUCUGUGGAUGAAGCAAUUCUCACAGCUCCUGUUGGCCCAGCCCCUGCGAAGCCAACUAACGGGGCGCAGGACACCAGAAUGGUGGUGGCCGGGCUCAGAGGAAGGCGGGGCUUCUCUUGGAGACCGGUGUUGCAGUGGCAGUGCUGGCACCUGUGAGUGCUCACCACUCCGAGGACGUGGAUGUGGGCUCCACCUGGUCUCCUCUGGCCAGGUGGGACAGGCUCAGGUGGGCUGAGACUGGAAUGGGCCUGUUCAGGGAGUGUCCCGCCCCUGUCCCCCAAGGCCCAGCCAUAGAGCCAGAGCUGGUGUGGGUGGGUAGCUGGCCUGGGUAUCGUGGGGUGUGUCUGCAGGCACUGGCAUGGGGACUGGGGCAGUCCUUCCAGGAAGAGCAAUUGGACUGUGGGGAAGGGGGCCCCCAGACCAGGCCAAAGUCCAGGCUCUUCAGGCCGAGGCAGGACUUCAGCCCCUGGCAGCCGGUCAGGCUGCUUCGGAGAACAGGUUGGGAUGGGCCCUGGGGACUGGAUGGUGCUGAAGCCACAGGCAGAAGCAGGAGACCCGGGUGGGGGCUGGGGGCUUCGGGCUUCGUAGGUGGGGAAAUAGGCAGAUCUGACCAACUCAGACUUCACAGGCUUCACCUCCCAGUGCCCUGGCUGGUUUACUCUGCAGAGUGGCAGUGACACGCCAGCACCUCCCAAGACAGGAUUUGAAUCCCCCCAGGGGCUGCCAUCCUUGAGCUCCUGCUUGGGGCCAGCCUCUGUGCCACACCCCCUCCCCUUACUGUGUCCACCUCAUUCUUGGGUACCCCAGGGAGGCGGGCACGGUCCUCAUGAUCCUACUUUACAGGUGAGGAAACUGAGGCUGGGGAAGAUCAACUGCUUUGCCAAUGUCAAGGCAGCUGGAUGGGGGACGGGGCUGGAACACGAGUUUCUCUGACUCCAUAGCCCAUGCUCUUAAUGCACAGGAGAAUAGGUGGGGAUGGGUCCCUCGGCUCCUGGCCACGGCCGCCCAAGUCCCGUGUCAGAGUCAAUCAACGUGACUUUCACUGCCAUGUUUCCGCCUUGUUUGAUGUUAUUUCUUGCCGAGCACUGUGGCUUACAGAUGCUGCUUCCCUGUCAUUCACAAAGAGCCCCCUCAUGCCUUCCCCACCUCCUCUUAGGAAGCUCACCCCUUUUCCAGGACUGACCAGCCUUCCACCCAGGGCCCACCCCAGCGAGAAUGGAGGGGUCCCCGGGCUUGUGAAGCCUGGCAAGGAGAUAGAAAUUUAUCCCGCGCUGGUGCCAAUGGUGGGACCGUCGGGAAGCUGGCAGGCUUUAGGGAAAAGACUUCCCCGUGCUGACGGUCGCGGCUUGGCCUUUAUUCCCAGGGGUACGUGGUGCCGGGCGGGCUUCUCCCAAGUGACAGAGGCGGGGUCUGCAGGUCCCGGCGCCCGCAGAGCUCUCGCGCGCCCCCGCGUGGCCGCAGACCGCAGCGCCGCUUCAGCAGCGGGUUUUGAGGGAGGAGGGGGCCCGACAGGGAAGGGCAGGAGGAGCAGGGGCAGGGUUUUGGGGCCGGCGCGCCGGGAGCCCUGGACCUGGGCUGCGAGGUUUAUUACCAGCACCGUAACAGCCAAGCAGGGAGGACUGGCGCUGCGGGGGACAGUGGCAUGCCGCCUAUGGCCUGGGAUAAGCUGGGGAGGCAGGGUCCGUCCGCGUUCAGCAGAGCAUCACAGCGGGCCGGCCGGCCCAGGGCUGCAGGCGGCUCCCAGAGGCUUCCUGGAAGAGCAAGCAACACGGCAGAUGCAGCAUGACGGCGGGACAUGCGCUCAGGUGGGGCCUGCAGGAUGGCGGCGUGUGGUGAAGCCUUUCACCAGAAGAGAUGGAUGGAGCUUUGAGGAGCCUGGAGCUCUCCCCAGGGCCCACUGAGCCCCCCAGCCUAGGAUUCGCAUCUCCCCGUUCCCGCAGGAGUUUAACAAGCAUGGUGCUCGGCUGGGUCCUGAACGCACAGAGGCUCCUGCGCUCAUGACGGGGUGAUGGCCCUGGAAACCAUUGCAAGUGGAAUAUAUCCUACGUCAAACAUGCAUUUGCUGGCUGGGCGCCGUGGCUCACAUCUGUAAUCCCGGCACUUUGGGAGGUCAGGUGGGCAGAUAGCUUGAGCUCAGGACUUUGAGACCAGCCUGGCCAAUAUGGUGAAGCCCCAUUUCUCAUAAAAAUACAAAAAUUAGCUGGGUGUGGUGGUGGUGCAUGCCUGUAAUCCCAGCUACUCAGGAGGGUGAGGCACGAGAAUGGCUUGAACCCUGGAGGCAGAGGUUGCCGUGAGCCGAGAUUGCGCCAUUGUGCUCCAGCCUGGGCGACAGAGUGAGACUGUAUAUAUAUAUAUAUACAAAGUGCAUUUAGUAUGCUGGCCAGCUCAGCCCAGCCGACCUCAGCUGCGCUCGGACGCUCCCAUUAGUCUAUGGGUGGGCAAAAUCAGUGCACACAAAGCCUGCUUUUUUUUGGUUUUUGAGACAGACUCUCAAUCUGCCGCCAGGCUGGAGUGCAGAGGUAUGAUUAUAGCUCACUGCAGCUUCAGACUCCUGGGCUUACACAAUCCUCCUGCCUCAGCCUCCAAGAAGCUGGGACUACAGGCAUGUGCCACCAUGCCUGGCUAAUUAAAAAAUGUGUUUUGUUUUUUUUUUGUAGAAAUGGGGUCUCGCCAUGUUGCCCAGGCUCAAGCCACCCUCCUGCUUUGAUUUUCUUAAGUGCUGGGAUCACAGGCGUGAACCACUGUGCCCUGCUCACAAAGCUAUUUUAUAAUAAAGUGUUGAGAAUCUUG
This is a messenger RNA of Callithrix jacchus (white-tufted-ear marmoset), 5923 nucleotides long. NCBI's taxonomy places the organism in Eukaryota, Metazoa, Chordata, Mammalia, Primates, Cebidae. The record is from RefSeq and is a predicted model, not a curated record.